Rhinocladiella mackenziei CBS 650.93 is the source of this 1761-nucleotide messenger RNA. RefSeq lists its product as uncharacterized. NCBI's taxonomy places the organism in Eukaryota, Fungi, Ascomycota, Eurotiomycetes, Chaetothyriales, Herpotrichiellaceae. The transcript has 4 exons. The record is from RefSeq and is a predicted model, not a curated record. Gene Ontology annotation, cellular component: plasma membrane. Gene Ontology annotation, molecular function: carbohydrate:proton symporter activity. Gene Ontology annotation, biological process: transmembrane transport; carbohydrate transport. Bases 1 to 1761 code for a protein of 586 amino acids.
AUGGGGUUUCUCAAGUCACCGAAAUUCACGUUCAAGAGGCCCAAGCUGACUCGAGAGUCACUCGGCCUCACCAACUAUGUCAGCUAUGACCGAUACAAUCCUCACUCCACCGGCGCGACGGAUGCCCGAAAAUCAUUGGGCAAUUUGGAUUUUUCACCACUACCACGAGUAACAUGGGCGUCUUUCUGGAUGGGUAUUCUCAUUUCGAUGGGCGGUUUGAUCUUCGGAUACGAUACUGGUCAAAUUUCGGGUUUCCUGGCCAUGCCAGAUUUCUUGGAGAGAUUUGGUCAGCAUCACAGUGAUGGUACAGCAUAUUUUAGCAAUGUCCGAUCGGGUCUUAUUGUGGCGAUGCUUUCAAUUGGUACCUUGAUCGGUGCUCUGAUUGCCGCUCCCAUUGCCGAUUAUAUCGGCCGACGACUGAGCGUCACCUUUUGGUGCUGCGUUUUCUGCGUCGGCAAUAUCGUCAUGAUCGCAUCCGAACAUCACUGGUAUCAAAUUAUGAUGGGUCGAUGGGUCGCUGGUCUUGGUGUCGGUGCUCUGUCAUUGCUGGUGCCCAUGUACCAGGCCGAAACAGCUCCUCGUCACAUUCGUGGAGCGUUGAUCAGCACAUACCAGCUCUUUAUCACUUUGGGUAUCUUCUUGGCGGCUUGCAUCAACUAUGGGACUUAUGAGCACCAACGUCACAAAUCCGCUUCAUGGCGAAUCCCUAUGGGUAUUGGCUUCAUCUGGGCCUUCAUUCUCGGUGCUGGGAUCUUGUUCUUCCCUGAUACUCCCCGUUUUCUCUACCGCAGAGGAAAGAAAGAGGAGGCCAAACAAAUUAUGUACAAGGUCUAUGGUGCUCCUCCAAACCAUUACAGUGUCUAUGUCGAAUUGGAAGAGAUUGAAGCCAAACUCCGAGCCGAAGCAGUCCAAGAGGGGCUCAUCAGAGAAUGGAUCCAUAUGUUUUCUGCUCCCAAGAUGGCCUACCGCAUCCUCCUUGGAAUGUUACUACAAAUGUUCCAACAGUUGACCGGCGCCAACUACUUCUUCUACUACGGCACUGUCAUCUUCCAGGCCACCGGGAUCAACAACUCGUUUGUCACCCAAAUGAUUCUGAAUGGCAUCAACUUUGGCACCACCUUCUACGGUCUCUACAUUGUCGAACAUUACGGUCGUCGCAGAUCCCUCAUGGUCGGCUCGUUCUGGAUGUUCUUGAUGUUCAUGAUCUUCGCCAGUGUCGGCCAUUUCUCUCUGGACCGUGAUAAUCCACCAAACACCGAAUCCAGUGGCACCGCGAUGAUUGUCUUGGCCUCAUUUUUCAUCUUCGGGUUCGCCACCACUUGGGGCCCCAUGAUUUGGACUAUAUGCGGUGAACUUUAUCCUUCCCGCUACCGCGCCAAAGGUAUGGCUUUGUCUACCGCCUCCAACUGGCUCUGGAACUUCCUGCUCGCCUUCUUUACUCCGUUCAUCACUGGCGACAUCGAUUUCCUCUACGGCUACGUCUUUGCUGGCUGUAACUUGGUCGGUUUUCUCCUGAUCUACUUCUUCGUCAUUGAAGGUCAAGGCCGAACCCUCGAGGAGCUGGAUACCAUGUAUAUCCUUGGUAUCAAGCCAUGGGAGAGUCGUAAGUGGGUAGCUCCACCCCCCGAGGAGAUUACCAAGAUCAGAAGAGAAGCCGGCACCGAAGAUAACGUUGCAGAAGCUGGAGAAAGCCAACCCCCUGUUGCCAAUGGAGCCAAUGAUGAUGCGAAUGCAGAGAAGGACUUGGAGCACCACGAAUAG